Molecule: messenger RNA, 1037 nt
Organism: Cryptomeria japonica (Japanese cedar)
Lineage: Eukaryota; Viridiplantae; Streptophyta; Pinopsida; Cupressales; Cupressaceae
Product: probable histone H2A variant 3
Exons: 3
Coding region: 250-690 (146 amino acids)
Cellular component (GO): nucleosome
Molecular function (GO): DNA binding; structural constituent of chromatin; protein heterodimerization activity
Source: RefSeq, a predicted model, not a curated record
GCUCGGUUGUUUUAUGGUACAAGCAAAAUAGGCAGUAAUUAUAGGUGUUUACCAUACUUUUUUCCCUCAAUCUCCACUUGGAAAAUAAAUAUAUAUAGGCCGAGUUGGGUACUCGAUUUUCCUCAUUUUCAAGCCAAAUAUUACCCUCUUGUAUUUAGGUGCCCCAGCCUGUGUCUUGUGCCUGUGUUCGCCCUGCUCAGAUCUUCAAGAGCUUGUGGCGGCGAUCUACUGAUAAGUUGAAGACAGAGAAUGGUUAUUGGUGGCAACAUGUCAGGCAAAGGUGCAAAAGGUCUGCUUAUGGGCAAGUCUUCCGCUGCUGCAACCAACAACAAUACUAAUAAGGACAAGGAUAAGAAGAAACCAGUUUCCCGCUCCUCUCGCGCCGGCCUACAGUUUCCAGUGGGCCGAAUCCACCGUCUUUUGAAAUCUCGAAUAUCUGCAAAUGGUAGAGUGGGAGCAACUGCUGCUGUGUAUUCUGCAGCUAUUUUGGAAUAUUUGACAGCAGAGGUUUUGGAAUUAGCAGGGAAUGCAAGUAAAGAUCUCAAGGUGAAACGUAUCACUCCAAGACAUUUACAGCUUGCUAUUCGUGGAGAUGAAGAGCUUGAUACUUUGAUUAAAGGUACAAUAGCCGGUGGAGGUGUUAUCCCACACAUUCACAAGUCGUUGAUCAAUAAAUCUUCAAAAGACUAGGCUGUAUUGGAAUUUUUGACCAUACACGCUUUCAUGUAAAGAAACUGACAAACAUUGGAUUUGAGAUUUAGAUGUUCACCUCAUGCAAUUAGGCAGAAGGAUAAUGCCUUUGGCAUUAAUGGAACUUGUCUAUUCAGAAUUAGGGGUGUUUCAUUCUGGUUUGUGACUAACUAUUGAAAUAGGUACUUCACAGCUGAGGUAGGAUUUGCUUAGAUUGGAUUGGAUUAUUUCGUAUUUGUGCUCCAGUAGAAAUUUUCCUGAAGUAAAGCACUACUUUAGAAACAUAGAUAUUAUCAUGUGACUUUCAAUUUUAUAGAUUGUUAACAAGUGCUUAUUAAUGUUCUCCA